UUUUUUUCAAUGCAGAGGUCGGGUGACGCCCCUCCCUCCUCUCUCCCUCCGCUGCCUACAGCAUCAGCACCUCCAAAGCCGCGCAAGGCGAGCCGCCGCUGGAAGAUGCUCUCCGCUCCGUUACGACCCGCAGCGAGGCGGCUCACCGAGGGGCUGAUGGGAUGCUUUUACCACGUCCGUUCCGCCUCGCCGCUUUCAUUCAUGGUGCACCAUUCACGCGUCUCCGCGGAUGGCAGCCCCCUGCCAGGGAACCAUUAAAACAGCCCCGCCGGCUCGCAUCGGUCGCUGGCGUUUUCGCGUCUUCUGUUUUCAUGUAGGUCAGAGGGAUGAAGACCUCGAUUUCGUCUUUGGAGGGCGCCGCGUGAAUUUCGCUCAGAUCCAAGGGACGCCGAGCGAACAAAAGGCAUCCCAGCCCUCCUCCUCUGACGCACCUGGCUGCCCUGUCGCCACUUGACAUGACAGCGCAGAGCCGGGAGCAGGGCAGCAGGAUCAAGGGGCACCGACGUGCAGCCGGACGUGCGGACUCGACCAGGAGCGGGGGACGCUCGGCGGAGCGGAAGCAGCAGCCCAGGGGAGGCCGGAUUGCAGUUUCUGGGGACGAGCGCCAAGGGCAGUGCGGCAGUCAGCAGACAGACCGGGGGGAGGAGGCUGCGGAGAUCUGUGAUACACUCUCCCCAGAAAGCCCUCUCCACACCAUCCUGAAAAUAUGAUGGUGGGUGUUUGUGUGCUUGAUCUAUGGUGACUGUGGCACUCCCCGAUCAUCCUCUCCUCUCCUCUCUUCCUUCCCAACCAAUCACUGGUGAUGUGCCAUUAAAAGCUUAGAUCUGCUCUCCAGGCACGGGUGGAGCCCUGAGGGGGGGACCGAUGAGCAUACUGGCCAGGCAUCACUUGGUCCCUCCUCCUCCGUUUUUGCUCCUUUCGCUUGUCGCCUGCACUAUGGGCUGCCUUCAGAGCAUUGCCUGCAAGCCCCGCAUCAGACGGGAGAACAUCGUGGUGUACGAGGUGUCGGCCUCCAUUGACCAGUGUCCUACCAUCAUAGAGGAGAACUCACCCAUUGUGCUCCGUUAUAAGACGCCCUACUUCAGGGCCUCGGCGGGGGUUGUGAUGCCCCCGGUGCCCCGCAACGAGACCUGGGUGGUGGGCUGGAUCCAAGCCUGCACCCAGAUGGAGUUCUACAACACCUACGGUGACAUCGGCAUGUCAAGCUGGGAGCUACCGGAGCUACGUGAGGGCCGGGUGAAGGCCAUCAGCGACUCGGAUGGCGUCAGCUACCCCUGGUACGGCAACACCACGGAGACGGUGACCCUGACCGGCCCAACGUCCAAACCCUCUCGGCUGACGGUCAGCAUGAACGACAACUUCUACCCCAGCGUGACCUGGGCGGUCCCCAUCAGCAACAGCAACACCCCCAUGCUGACCCACAUCACCCGGGACCAGAGUUUCAUCACCUGGCUGGUGGCCAUGAACUCUGUCACCAAGGAGCGCAUUGUGCUGCAGACGGUGCGGUGGAGGAUGCGGGUCGACAUCGCCGUGGACCCGGACAUGCCCCUCGGCUCCCGGGCCUCGCUGGUGGGUCGACCCUACCAGGAGCAGCCGCACAUCCUCAACUACCAGGAGCCCAUCCCUCCCAACGCGCUGGGAAGACCCAACGCCAACGACGCCCAAGUGCUGAUGUGGAGGCCGAGGAGAGGGGCGCCGCUCGUGGUCAUACCACCGAAAUAGGAGGGGUGAAAUCGCUGCACAGACAAAAGCGUAGGCGCUCCCUUUCAGCGGAAAGAAAGGGAGGACGGGGCGCUCACGGUGCCCGCCGGCUUCCUCGGGGCUCCUGAUCUCUAAAGGAUGGAAGCGGACUGUUAACAUAAGCCAAAGUGGAUGUUACAUCUUGGAUCUGACACAGCAGUCAGACCCCCCCACACACACACACACACACACACACACACACAGACACAUGUUGUCCUCGAGGGCCUUGAGCGACAUCAAGGCUUGUCUGACCCCCCCCCCCCCCUUGAUAAGUUUUGAACUGCAUAUUUAGCUCUGCCUGCAUUUUAGCAAUGUACAAACCCAGUUUUUAGACGCACCACAGAGGUAUUAGCCGACAACAAGAACUGCAUCCCGCAUCCUUAUGUAGACCUUAUUGCAUGAGAGUGAGGAGACUGAAAAAAUACUGAAAAAAAAGAAAAAGAACUGUUCUUAUAGAAGUUUAAGAACGUUUGUUUUAUAUAACUUGAUACCUGAAGACGUUUUGAUUGAAGAAUUCAGCCAAAUACGAUGCAGGCUGGUUUGACCUCGUCGGUGCCAACAAAGGCCUUCAGCACACCCAGUACUGCUUUUAAAGGAUGUAUUCAGAUCGGUUCAACCAAUCUUAGUAUUAUACGAGUCUUUUUAGGUUUAAGAUGAAACCCACGCAUCCAUCAGAUUGUAUUGAGAAGCACCCGGGUGGAAGGAAAGCACCACUGCUACUGUUUUCACAGGAUUCCUACACUUAUGGCAUAGUUUCACCUCUUUUGUGCAGCUGAUAUACUGUAUUUCAGUGGGUGUCAGAUCACUGCAAAGAUGAGCUGGAUCUCUUGAUGCAUUAAAUAAAAAAGGUGCCAGACAAGCUUACAUUAAGUACAGUGUAAAUGGUUUGGAAUACUGCCAUCUGGCACACAGUGUAGCCGGAGGUGUCCACAAACCAACGUGGCGCUAAUAAAGUUCUGUUGCAGAUAAAGUUA
Fundulus heteroclitus (mummichog) is the source of this 2714-nucleotide messenger RNA. RefSeq names its product family with sequence similarity 78 member Ba (gene fam78ba). The record is from RefSeq and is a predicted model, not a curated record. Lineage: Eukaryota; Metazoa; Chordata; Actinopteri; Cyprinodontiformes; Fundulidae. The transcript is spliced from 3 exons. The coding region runs from base 865 to 1722 and encodes 285 amino acids.